Malaya genurostris is the source of this 1278-nucleotide messenger RNA. Its product is annotated as putative transferase CAF17, mitochondrial. Lineage: Eukaryota; Metazoa; Arthropoda; Insecta; Diptera; Culicidae. The transcript is spliced from 2 exons. The record is from RefSeq and is a predicted model, not a curated record. Gene Ontology annotation, molecular function: protein binding. The coding region runs from base 129 to 1142 and encodes 337 amino acids. Gene Ontology annotation, cellular component: mitochondrial matrix.
AAGAGAACAGCUGAGCUGAAACCGGUCUUUGUCUAUAUUCUGUAUAUUCUGCCAAUUCAUAAUAUUUGUACGAUUUAAUUAUAAUAUUAUGUGAAAUUUAUCGUGAUACUGAAUCAAACGUCAGCAAAAUGCUUUGGAAUCAAAAAACGAACAAAGGUUUGAUUAAUGCUGUGCACUGCGUAAACCGUUUCAUUGGGGUACGAAGUUUGCCCUUGAGGAAAUAUAGUGAUGUUGUUUUGGAACAGCUACGAUCAAGAUCACUACUGAGACUUCACGGAAAAGAUGUCAAGCCGUAUCUGCAGGGCUUAAUAACAAACGAUAUGAACCAUUUUGCAUACGGUUCCAAUUCUAUCUAUGCGAUGUUUCUAAAUGCGGCUGGUCGUGUUUUGUAUGAUUGCAUCAUAUACAAAAUGCCCAACAAAACUAAUGAUUUUCUUCUGGAAUGUGAUAACACCGUGUUAAACAAACUUGAGACACAUUUGAAUUUAUUUCGUGUACGCAAAAAAGUGACUAUAACUUCGGCUGAUUUUGACGCAUGGGUGGCUUUUAAUCCCGUUAGUCCAGAUUGUCCAGUUCCUAAUACGAUUCAGCCAGAAGAUAGUGCCGUUGCGGUAUAUAAAGAUGUGCGUUUGAGGGAUCUCGGUUUUCGAAUAAUUGCGAAUAAAGCUACCACUUGUGAAUCCUUACGUGGAUUGUUUCCUAGCAGUACCAAUUUUGACCACAGCAUCACAUAUUUAGAGCAUCGAUACGGUCUAGGUGUUGGAGAAGGCGUGGUCAAUUUUCCUCCUGGUGCUUGUUUUCCGUCGGAGAGCAAUUGCGACUUCUUACAUGGCCUAAGUUUUCACAAGGGAUGUUAUAUAGGACAAGAGCUUACCGCUAGAACUCAUCACACAGGCGUUGUAAGAAAAAGACUUAUGCCACUGUUUUUAGAAAAAAAAGGUUUUAACGAACUGGAACUGACAUCAGAUGCGCAAAUAAAAUCUAAGGAGGGUGAAAUUGUCGGUAAACUAAGAGGUGUAACAAAUCGUGUUGGUUUGGGCUUACUUAGAAUUGAGAAGGUUUUGAAUAGUCCAUCUUUGAUAAUAGCAGAUAAAAUAGUUUGUACAACACAGAAACCGCAGUGGUGGCCCGUAGAGCAAUAAACAAAUUGAGUGUAAUAACCGUGUAUCAUUUUAUUUCAGAAAUGGCAACAGAAGAAUCAAAUCAAUUUAAACAGUUUACCUGCGAGCUCUGCAACUGGAAGGAAGUUUAUCAUCAUUAUGGCCAAGAUGUUCCUUU